AUGGUUGACUUUCCUUAUUCCAGUGCUCCGUUACGUACGGUCAAAGAAAUCCAAUUUGGUAUUUUUUCUCCGGAGGAAGUUCGUGCCAUCAGUGUUGCCAAAAUCGAGUUUCCAGAAACUAUGGAUGAAACUGGCCUUCGUCCAAAAAUUGGUGGUUUAAAUGAUCCAAGAUUAGGUUCGAUCGAUCGUAAUUAUAAAUGUCAAACAUGUGGGGAAAGUAUGAAUGAUUGUCCUGGUCAUUUUGGUCAUAUCGAAUUGGCCAAGCCAGUUCUACAUAUUGGAUUUAUUUCUAAAAUCAAAAAAGUUUGUGAGUGUGUCUGUAUGCAUUGCGGUAAAUUAUUGUUGGACGAAUAUAACGAGCAAAUGAGACAGGCAAUUAAGAUUAAAGAUCCUAAAAGAAGAUUUACUGCCGUUUGGACCUUGUGUAAAUCCAAAAUGACUUGUGAUACCGAUGUUCCAUCAUUGGAUGAUCCAACAAUUUAUAUUUCCAGGGGGGGUUGCGGUAAUACACAACCAAGUAUUCGUAAGGAUGGUUUAAGACUAACUGGUACUUGGAAAAAAGACAAAGGUACCGAUGAUACUGACCAGCCCGAACAAAAGGUUUUAUUGCCAGAUGAAAUUUUAAAUGUUUUUAAACAUAUAUCUAGAGAAGAUUGUUGGAGAUUAGGCUUUAACGAACAGUUUUCUCGUCCAGAAUGGAUGAUUUUAACCGUUUUGCCGGUUCCGCCACCACCAGUUCGUCCAUCGAUUUCCUUUAAUGAGUCACAAAGGGGGGAGGAUGAUUUAACUUAUAAGUUGGGUGAUAUUUUAAAAGCUAAUAUUAACGUCCAGAAGCUAGAGUUAGAUGGAUCUCCACAGCAUGUUAUUCAAGAUAUCGAAAAGCUAUUGCAGUACCAUGUUGCUACGUAUAUGGAUAAUGAUAUUGCUGGUCAGCCUCAGGCUUUACAGAAAUCAGGUCGUCCCGUCAAAUCUAUUCGUGCACGUUUAAAGGGUAAGGAAGGACGUAUUAGAAACAAUUUGAUGGGUAAGCGUGUUGAUUUUUCUGGAAGAACGGUUAUUUCUGGUGAUCCAAAUUUAGAGUUGGAUCAAGUUGGUGUUCCGUUAUCUAUUGCUAGGACCCUAACAUAUCCAGAAAUUGUCACGCCAUAUAAUAUUGACCGUUUAACACAAUUGGUACGUAAUGGACCUAAUGAACAUCCUGGUGCCAAGUAUGUUAUACGUGACAAUGGUACGCGUAUUGACUUGAGGUAUAGCAAAAGAACUGGUGAUAUUCAGUUGCAAUACGGUUGGAAAGUGGAGCGUCAUAUUGUAGAUAAUGAUCCAGUUUUAUUUAAUCGUCAACCUUCUUUGCAUAAAAUGUCUAUGAUGGCCCAUAGAGUAAAAGUCAUGCCAUAUUCUACCUUUAGAUUGAAUUUGUCUGUUACCUCUCCUUAUAAUGCGGAUUUUGAUGGUGAUGAAAUGAAUUUGCAUGUUCCACAGUCUGAAGAAACUAGAGCAGAGUUAUCUCAACUAUGUGCUGUUCCCUUACAGAUUGUUUCUCCACAAUCUAAUAAGCCAUGUAUGGGUAUUGUUCAAGAUACGUUGGCCGGUGUCCGUAAAUUAACGUUAAAAAGUACAUUUAUUGAAUACGAUCAGGUUUUAAAUAUGUUGUACUGGAUCCCUGAAUGGGACGGUAUUGUUCCUCCACCAACUAUCAUUAAACCCAAACCGCUAUGGACUGGUAAACAAGUUUUAUCGAUGGCAAUUCCAAGCGGUAUCCAUUUACAAAGAUUUGAUGAUGGUACUACCAUGCUUUCACCCAAGGAUAAUGGUAUUUUAAUCAUUGACGGCAAAAUUAUGUUUGGUGUCGUUGAUAAAAAAACUGUAGGUUCAUCUAGUGGUGGGUUGAUUCAUGUUGUUACCAGAGAAAAGGGUCCUUAUGUUUGUGCAAGUUUAUUUGGUAACAUUCAAAAGGUUGUAAAUUUCUGGUUUUUACAUAAUGGGUUUUCUAUUGGUAUUGGUGACACAAUUGCAGAUGAAAAAACGAUGAGAGAAAUUACAGAGUCCAUUGCUGUUGCCAAACAAAAGGUAGAAGAAGUUACCAAGGAGGCACAAGCUAAUUUACUAACAGCUAAACAUGGUAUGACUUUACGUGAAUCUUUUGAAGAUAAUGUCGUUCGUUUCUUAAAUGAAGCUAGAGAUAAAGCUGGCCGUUCUGCGGAAGUUAACUUGAAGGAUUUAAAUAAUGUUAAACAGAUGGUAAGUGCUGGUUCCAAGGGUUCCUUUAUUAACAUUGCUCAAAUGUCGGCCUGUGUCGGGCAGCAGUCUGUCGAGGGUAAGCGUAUUGCUUUUGGUUUUGCUGAUCGUACUUUACCGCAUUUCUCCAAAGAUGAUUAUUCGCCAGAGUCUAAAGGUUUUGUGGAAAAUUCCUAUUUGAGGGGGCUAACACCUCAAGAAUUUUUUUUCCAUGCGAUGGGUGGUCGUGAAGGUUUAAUUGAUACUGCCGUCAAGACUGCAGAGACUGGUUAUAUUCAACGUCGUUUGGUCAAGGCUUUGGAAGAUAUUAUGGUUCAUUAUGAUGGUACCACCAGAAAUUCUUUGGGUAACAUUAUUCAAUUUAUUUAUGGGGAAGAUGGUAUUGAUGCAAGCCACAUAGAAAAGCAGUCUAUCGACACUAUUUCUGGAUCUGAUGCUGCAUUUGAAAAACGUUAUAGAAUCGAUGUGUUAAAUCCUGAGCAUGGAUUAAACCCAGCGUUAUUGGAAUCUGGUUCUGAGAUAUUGGGUGAUGUCAAAAUACAAGCCAUUUUAGACGAAGAAUACAAGCAAUUAUUGAAAGACCGUUCGUUUUUAAGAAAAGUGUUUGUUGAUGGUGAAAAUAACUGGCCAUUGCCAAUUAACAUUAGACGUAUAAUUCAAAAUGCACAAAAUACGUUUAAAAUUGACCGUACACGCCCUACGGAUUUGACGAUACCGGAAGUGGUUAAUAGUGUAAAGGAGUUGCAUUCUAAGUUAUUGGUCCUACGUGGUAGGAGUGAAAUAUUAAAAGAAGCGCAGGAAAAUGCCAUUACUUUGUUUAGUUGUUUGGUUCGUUCUCGUCUUGCUUGUCGCAGAGUCGUAGAGGAAUACAGAUUGAAUAGAGAAACUUUUAGAUGGGUUUUGGACAACAUUGAAUCGCAAUUUUUAAGAUCUGUUGUGCAUCCUGGGGAAAUGGUGGGUGUUUUAGCUGCUCAAUCUAUUGGUGAGCCUGCCACACAAAUGACACUAAACACUUUUCAUUUUGCAGGUGUUGCUUCUAAGAAAGUUACCUCAGGUGUUCCUCGUUUAAAGGAAAUUUUAAACGUCGCUAAAAAUAUGAAAACUCCAUCCCAAACGGUUUAUUUGGAAGAAGAAUAUGCCGCUGACCAAGAAAAGGCUAAAUUAAUUAGAUCUGCCAUUGAGCAUACCACUUUGAAAAGUGUUACGGUUGCCUCUGAAAUUUACUAUGACCCAGAUCCACGUAGCACCGUCAUUGAGGAAGAUGAGGAAAUUAUCCAGUUACAUUUUUCAUUGCUUGAUGAAGAAACAGAAAGAACUUUGGACCUACAAUCACCAUGGCUAUUACGUUUGGAGCUAGACCGUGCUGCUAUGAACGAUAAAGAUUUGACCAUGGGUGAAGUUGGUGAGAAAAUUAAAGAAACAUUUCAAGACGAUUUAUUUGUCAUAUGGUCCGAAGAUAAUGCCGAUAGGUUAAUUAUUCGUUGUCGGGUUGUGCGUGAUCCAAAGACAAUGGAUGAAGAUAUGGAAGCUGAGGAAGAUCAUAUGUUGAAACGAAUUGAAAACAACAUGUUGGAAAGUAUUACUUUACGUGGUGUUGAAGACAUUAGUCGUGUUGUUAUGAUGAAAUAUGAUAGAAAGAUUCCAAGUGCAACUGGUGAAUAUCAUAAAGUUCCAGAAUGGGUUUUAGAAACAGAUGGGGUUAAUUUGUUUGAAGUUAUGACGGUUCCAGGCGUUGAUUUUACCCGUAUUUAUACUAAUUCGUUCAUUGAUAUAAUGAAUGUCCUUGGUAUAGAAGCUGGUCGUGCAGCUUUAUAUAAAGAAGUUUACAAUGUUAUUGCAUCUGAUGGUUCCUACGUUAACUAUCGUCAUAUGGCUUUGUUGGUGGAUGUCAUGACAUCUCAAGGUUUCUUGAUGUCUAUUACUCGUCAUGGGUUUAACAGAUCAGAUACUGGUGCCCUAAUGAGAUGUUCCUUUGAGGAAACAGUGGAAAUUUUGUUGGAAGCCGGUGCUUCUGCUGAGUUGGAUGAUUGUCGUGGUGUUUCUGAAAAUGUUAUUUUGGGUCAAGUUGCUCCUAUUGGCACUGGUGCUUUUGAUGUGAUGAUUGAUGACGAUUCAUUGAUGAAAUAUAUGCCCGAACAAAAGAUUUCUGUUGGUGUGGAUGAUGGUGCAGCUACUCCUUAUAGUAAUGAUGCCGGGUUGGAAACUAGUGAUAUUGAAAUUAAGGACGAGUUAAUGUUUUCUCCGUUGACCGAUUCUGGCUCUAGCGAUGCUAUGGCGGGUGGGUUUACUGCCUAUGGUGGUAGUGAUUAUGGAUCCGCUACAUCACCCUUUACCGGGUAUGGUGAUGGUGGUAUGUCUCCAGGAUUUGGUUCUCCUACAUCUCCUGGAUUUUCUGCUACUUCUCCAUCAUACUCCCCUACCUCGCCUUCGUAUUCGCCUACCUCCCCAAGUUACUCACCUACUUCUCCAAGUUACUCACCUACUUCUCCAAGUUACUCGCCUACUUCUCCAAGUUACUCACCUACUUCUCCAUCAUAUUCGCCUACGUCCCCAAGUUACUCACCUACUUCACCUUCAUAUUCUCCCACCUCACCUUCAUAUUCACCUACAUCUCCAAGUUAUUCACCCACUUCCCCCUCAUACUCGCCAACAUCGCCAAGCUAUUCACCCACCUCUCCAAGUUACUCACCAACAUCACCAUCUUACUCUCCUACGUCUCCAAGUUAUUCACCAACAUCACCAUCUUACUCUCCUACAUCCCCAAGUUAUUCGCCUACCUCUCCAAGCUACUCGCCUACUUCUCCAAGUUACUCUCCUACUUCGCCAUCUUAUUCACCAACUUCACCAAGUUAUUCUCCUACAUCACCUAAUUAUAGUCCACCAAGAUCCCCAACCUACACAUCGAAUAAACAAACUGAGGAUAGUGAAGAUAAUGAAAAAUAA
Molecule: messenger RNA, 5178 nt
Organism: Saccharomycodes ludwigii
Lineage: Eukaryota; Fungi; Ascomycota; Saccharomycetes; Saccharomycodales; Saccharomycodaceae
Gene: RPO21
Product: DNA-directed RNA polymerase II subunit RPB1
Exons: 1
Coding region: 1-5178 (1725 amino acids)
Biological process (GO): transcription by RNA polymerase II
Cellular component (GO): RNA polymerase II, core complex
Molecular function (GO): DNA binding
Source: RefSeq, a predicted model, not a curated record